Pestalotiopsis fici W106-1 is the source of this 465-nucleotide messenger RNA. RefSeq lists its product as uncharacterized. The coding region runs from base 1 to 465 and encodes 154 amino acids. The record is from RefSeq and is a predicted model, not a curated record. Gene Ontology annotation, biological process: regulation of transcription by RNA polymerase II. NCBI's taxonomy places the organism in Eukaryota, Fungi, Ascomycota, Sordariomycetes, Amphisphaeriales, Sporocadaceae. The transcript has a single exon. Gene Ontology annotation, molecular function: DNA-binding transcription activator activity, RNA polymerase II-specific.
AUGAGCCACCUCAAGUUAUAUGUGGAUCAUCGAAAGAAUCUCACACAGCCAUCCUUUGACGACACAAUCUGGGACAUGGUCGGUGACCUCGAUGAAAUGGCAGCUCUAAAGGACAGUCCAACAUGGGCCGCCGAGGCCUACCGCAACGCUAUUGCAAGUCUCAAGGAGUGGGUCCGAGAGACUGAUAGCCGCCCUCGAUCAUGGGCGCACUUUUUUCGAUGGCCGGGAGUGGUUUCGAACGACUAUGUACAACUUCUCGCCGCUCGAGACGAUACGGCACUAACGAUUUUUGUCUACUGGUGCAUGAUCAUGAAUCGAUCUCCAAAACGUUGGUUUAUGGAGGACUGGGCGUGUCGCGACAGCAGCGCUGCCAUUCAGGCCAUGCGCGACAGCUCAAGCCAUGUGCUUGCCUUGCCACGAGAAGCCAUAAACGUUUGGAGACAAUCGAAAACUUGUGGCAGGUAG